Molecule: messenger RNA, 2321 nt
Organism: Pan troglodytes (chimpanzee)
Lineage: Eukaryota; Metazoa; Chordata; Mammalia; Primates; Hominidae
Gene: DYNLRB1
Product: dynein light chain roadblock-type 1
Exons: 3
Coding region: 132-497 (121 amino acids)
Biological process (GO): microtubule-based movement
Cellular component (GO): cytoplasmic dynein complex
Source: RefSeq, a predicted model, not a curated record
CGCCCCCGCCUCACGCUGGCUCCUGAUAGGCAGCUAGAGCUGUCCGUUUUGACAGAAACCUUUGCGCAGGCGCAGAAAGGCACAGGACUGGGCUAAGUGUUCGCUACGCGGGGCUACCGGAUCGGUCGGAAAUGGCAGAGGUGGAGGAGACACUGAAGCGACUGCAGAGCCAGAAGGGAGUGCAGGGAAUCAUCGUCGUGAACACAGAAGGCAUUCCCAUCAAGAGCACCAUGGACAACCCCACCACCACCCAGUAUGCCAGCCUCAUGCACAGCUUCAUCCUGAAGGCACGGAGCACCGUGCGUGACAUCGACCCCCAGAACGAUCUCACCUUCCUUCGAAUUCGCUCCAAGAAAAAUGAAAUUAUGGUUGCACCAGGUAAGGGGUCUUCUACCUCCCCAUGUAGGAACAGACCUCAUGGCACAUUCUCUGUGGCUCAUCAGGAGUCCUGGCACAGUGGUGUCUCCAGAGGAUCCAAGCAGGGCCCGAGGAGUUGAAGGAAUUGGGUUGUUGCCUCACUGCCUAGCCAGCCUCCAGCUGGUGUCCCAUAGCAGAUCCUCCCAGGGACCGGCCCCAGAGGGUAACCCCAGUCUCCUGAGAUAGACAGACACGUGAGCAUCAUGUGUGUCUCCCCUUCCUUGAUAGGAGAAAACUCAAAGGCAUUUGGGACAUAGAGGAGGGUGUGGCCAGGCCUGUCUGGGGCUGUCUGCAAAAGCUUCCCAGAAGAGGGGACACUGGAGCUGAAUCUUAAGGGCACCAGGAAGCAGUGUGAGCAAGGCGGAGGGGCGGAAAGCCACGUUUGGAAGAAUAUUCAGUGAUUCUUCUCCAAAAUGUAAAGCAAAAGUACUGUAUCAUUUUAUCCUUGAAAACAUGUUCUCUGCCCACUUGUAAAGGCCAGGCCUGUCUUUAGGCCCCUUGCAGCCAGCUUUUCCUGCCGCACGGGAGCAGAUUGCUGUGUUUCCUUUAUGCGAGGUGCUUGCCUUGCAUUUGGGGGCUGUGUGGUGCAACCAAGGCCUGUGUUUAGUCCUUAGGAUCAUUCUCAGGGUGAGGAGAUGCUCAUUCUGGGAGGAGCCCACAAGGAUGGGAGCACAGGAGCGAGCAACAGAGCCACAUCUCCUGCCCGGCCCCCUCGCUCUCACUCAUGGACUGGGGUGGCAGGCAGAGCCUCCAGGGCCGUCUUUGCAUUAUUACUUUUUUCUCACUCUGCUUUUUCUUGGCUGAGCCACAUAGUUGAGUGUGCGUGCGUCACGUGUGUGCGUGAUGGUGCACUCCCGCUGCAGUGCCGCUUAUCUAGGGCAUCAGGAUGUGAGUGGGGAGGAGUGGGAGGUGAGGCUUUGGUCCAGUUUAGAAGGGGCCACAAACACCUAACUCAGUUGCAUGGACUUGAUCUUGCAAGCAGAGGUUUUUAGGGCAGGAGGUGAUAGGAUUAUGAUUAGGACCUGGAUAAAGGAAGGCAGUGGGGGGUCUGGGGACACUGAAUGCUCUGGACUGGCAACACAGAGGGCAAGGAGGCUGGCCACAGAGUUCUGAGGUAAUUUGAUGGGAGGUCAGCCACUCCCUGCAGCAGACCAGCAUAGGUUCUGUCACCAGGCCUGGAAGGAUGGGCAGGAAAGAACUAUAGAGCCAGUCACAGCAGCCCACAGGCUCCCUGGGACACUCCCUAGAGGGGUGGGGACAGAGCAGUUCAGUCACAGAGAAGAACAUAAGAAUAACUCCAGAGUCUUUUAUUCCAAAAUCACGCUUCUGUGUGUAAUGCCUGAUCCAUCGGGGAGAAAAGACUGCAGGAGGCACAGAAUCUGUUUUCCCAGCUUUGCUUCCCACAAGCAUGACCCUGGGCAAGUUGCAGAACACCUGCAAAUCCACAUCUGUAAAGUGUCGAGUAGGGGACUGUGCUGUGCUGAUGUCCUGAGCCACCCUGCCUGGUUGAGUGUGUUGACCUGGGUUGGGGGAAAAAGCCUUGGAAUCAGAUUUAAACUGCAGUUCCUCCCAGGAUGUCAUGUUGUGUGGCUGCAGAGGACAAAGCUUCACUCCCCAAAAGUCGGGCCGGGAUGGGGCGCAGUGACUCACGCCUGUAAUCCCAGCACUUUGGGAGGCCAAGGCAGGCGGAUCACAAGGUCAGGAGUUCAAGACCAGCCUGACCAACAUGGUGAAACCCCGUCUCUACUAAAAAUAAAAAAAUUAGCUGGGCAUGGUGGCGCACACCUGUAAUCCCAGGUACUUGGGAUGCUGAGGCAGGAGAAUCACUUGAACCCAGGAGGCGGAGCUUGCAGUGAGCUGAGAUCGCGCCACUGCACUCCAGCCUGGGAAACAGAGCGAGACUC